This is a messenger RNA of Mesorhabditis belari, 555 nucleotides long. The record is from the annotation of a GenBank genome assembly. NCBI's taxonomy places the organism in Eukaryota, Metazoa, Nematoda, Chromadorea, Rhabditida, Rhabditidae.
AUGUAUUUUUCAAAAAUUUCCCUUCAUUUCCAGGAACCAUCGACCCUUUCACCGACCGAUUUCCCGACCCCUGAUAUUCUGACGACAGAAACCGGUGAAACAACAGUGGAUAGUGGAGAGAUCCACUCGACAAUGAUGUUGACUCCUGAUGAGACACCUGAGCCGAUCACACGGAUUACACCUGUCGAGCAAACGGCCUCCUCAACGGAAACCUUUACUCAUACAGUUGAAACAUCAACUUUUUCAACAACGUCUUUCGAGCAAACUACUGAAUUUAUUCACACGAUUCAACCGGAUUCCACUCCGAUAUCGAUCGAUCCAAUCACUGCCACUUCGAUGGAGACUUUAGCAACCAGUGGAGUACCAAUGGUCACAUUGACAGAUGAUUUCCCAAAACCACCGACACCCGCAUGGCAGACUGGAAGAUGGUCAUCAUCCACCAUCACUUCGCCCGUUUCGAUCACUUUUUCGACUGUAUCGGAAACGUUUGAGACGACUUCUCUCUCUGAGCAAGAUCAAGCAAUUCAACAUGCUUGCGGGCAAAAGGAUGAGGUU